Messenger RNA from Pseudogymnoascus verrucosus, 1316 nucleotides. RefSeq lists its product as uncharacterized. Gene Ontology annotation, molecular function: hydroxymethylglutaryl-CoA lyase activity. The coding region runs from base 166 to 1233 and encodes 355 amino acids. Gene Ontology annotation, biological process: ketone body biosynthetic process; L-leucine catabolic process. NCBI's taxonomy places the organism in Eukaryota, Fungi, Ascomycota, Leotiomycetes, Thelebolales, Thelebolaceae. The record is from RefSeq and is a predicted model, not a curated record. The transcript is spliced from 2 exons.
GGCUGCGCUCCGCCGGCUUGCUGCGGCACAAUUGGCCCGAGCUUUCCCCGCAUAACUACCCCAAUGUAACCCGCGGCCAGCUCUGAACCGACGACGACACUGACAUAACCUUACACCGUAGAAGAAAACGUCGUCAUUUUGAAUUAUUGAGACAUUCGAACAGCAAUGGCGUUACUACGACCAACUGUGAGAUGCGUGAGGCGACUCAAUGCGCGCCAAAUGAGAGGGUUUGCCUUUGCUACGACGGCUGAUCCGACGCCGCCACCGAGGAAUAAUCGUGUAAGGAUUGUGGAGGUGGGAGCGAGAGAUGGGCUGCAGAAUGAGAAGAAGACUAUAUCAACAGAUACGAAAUUGGAUCUCAUAUCGCGAUUAGCAAAGACGGGGUUGAGGGAUAUUGAGGCUGGUUCCUUCGUAUCUCCCAAAUGGGUUCCGCAGAUGGCAACAUCAAACGAGAUCCUCGAAAGCAUAAUCAAAGAAACCCCCGACUCCAAAUACCCCAUAAACUACUCCUUCCUCGCCCCCAACAUCAAGGGCUUCGAAGCCGCCAUGGCAGUCCUCAAAGCCGCAGGCCACACCGCGCGCCCCGACGCCCCCAAAAUCGAAUUCUCCGUCUUCGCCGCCGCCACCGAGUCCUUCACGCAGAAGAACCUCAACUGCGACAUCGCCACCUCCCUCGAGCGGUUCAAGCCCGUCAUCCAGGGCGCCAAAGACGCCGGCUACCGCGUGCGCGGAUACAUCUCCACGGUCCUCGGCUGCCCAUUCGAAGGGUACGAUGUCGAUCCCCAUAAAGUCGCUGAGGUGGCUACGGACCUCCUCGAGAUGGGUGUUGAUGAGAUCGCCCUAGGCGACACGACGGGAAUGGGUACCGCGCCGCGGACGGCAGAGCUGCUUCGCGCGAUGACGGCGGCGGGGAUAAGGAAUGAGGAUAUGGCGAUGCAUUUCCAUGAUACAUUUGGGCAAGCUCUUGUUAACACGGCGGUGUCGCUGGAGCACGGGAUUAGGACGUUUGAUAGCAGUGUGGGCGGGUUGGGAGGGUGUCCGUAUAGUCCGGGGGCGACGGGGAAUGUGGCGACGGAGGAUAUGGUGUAUUUCCUUGAGAGCUUGGGGAUGGAUACGGGGGUGGAUUUGGAUGCGGUGGCGGAUAUUGGGGCGUGGAUUACGAAGGAGAUUGAGAAGCCGAAUUCGAGUAGUGUGGGGAAGGCGGUGCUGGGGAGGAGGACGCUGGCUACGUGAGAGGUGUACUGCUGGGCAUUGGAUGUAAAUAUAAAUAUCAAAAAGCAGUCAAGUCUUUGAAGCGUUUGGGGGGUGGUAUGGAU